AUGAGCAACCACUCCGGAACGAUUCAUACGGUUCGGUUUUCGCCCAACGGGAAGUACCUCGCAUCAGGGGCAGAUGAUAAGAUUGUUUGUAUUUACACGCUGGAUGCGAAUCCUCCGUCGCAUGCUACAACAUUUGGGUCGAAUGAGGCACCUCCUGUGGAAAACUGGCGCACGGUCCGGAGACUGAUAGGCCACGACAAUGACGUUCAGGACUUGGGCUGGUCCUACGACUCUUCUAUCCUGGUGUCCGUCGGCUUGGAUUCUAAAGUGGUAGUGUGGUCAGGGCAUACGUUUGAGAAGCUGAAGACGAUUUCUAUACACCAGAGUCAUGUCAAAGGGAUCACUUUCGACCCAGCUAAUAAAUACUUUGCUACGGCAAGCGAUGAUCGUACCGUCCGAAUUUUCCGUUUUACCUCCCCUGCUCCGAACUCGACCGCUCAUGACCAGAUGAACAAUUUCAUCCUUGAACAGACCAUCUCUGCGCCGUUUGCCAACUCCCCUCUAACUGCUUAUUUCCGUCGAUGUUCAUGGUCGCCAGAUGGGAUGCACAUCGCCGCUGCAAACGCCGUCAACGGACCGGUCAGUUCCGUCGCGAUAAUCAACCGUGGGUCCUGGGAUGGGGACAUAAACCUGAUCGGACACGAAGCUCCUGUGGAAGUGUGUGCCUUUUCCCCGCGACUGUACGCCAGCCAGCCGGUCGACAAACAAGCGAUGGAUAACCAGCAGGGUGCACAAAACCUAGUGACCGUCAUUGCUUGUGCUGGAGGAGAUAAAUCCUUAAGCAUCUGGAUCACCAGUAACCCCAGGCCGAUCGUGGUUGCUCAGGAGCUUGCCGCCAAGUCUUUGUCUGAUCUGGCUUGGAGCCCCGACGGAAAAUGUCUUUACGCAACGGCAUUGGAUGGUACAAUACUUGCAGUCCGGUUCGAGGACGGUGAUUUGGGAUACGCAACUGCUAUGGAGGAGAACGAGAAGUCGCUUACCAAAUUUGGUACCAACAGAAGGGGCGCCGGUAUCACAGAGACUCCGGAUGGUUUGCUACUUGAGGAGAAGAGCAAGGCUGGCGAGAUCAAGGAUGUUGAAGGGCGAAUGGGGGCCUUGAUGGGCGAUGACCAGGCCGAUAACAUAACCAACGGAAAGCCCGCACCUCUACCGUCUAAUGCCCCAACCCCUGCACGACCAUCAUCUCCGACCCCAGACACACAGAAGAACCAGCCAAACGGGACCGCAACGCCAUCGGCCCCAGAGCCGGAGAAGCCGGAUCCGUAUCAAGCCAAGCUUGAAAGACUGAAGCAACGUCCUACAUACACCAAGGACGGCAAGAAGCGGAUUGCUCCUCUUUUGGUGUCCGGUGCAGGUGCAGCUGAGUCCUCCCUGCCUCAAGCCCGUUUGAUGGCCUCGGUUAGCAGCCAAGUGAAGGCCGAUACCCCUCAGUCUAUUGUCGAUCUCUCUAAGCCCUUCGAUGGUUUACCUAAGGGGGGGCUUGCCACCCUGCUCUUUGGGAAUAAGCGCAAGCUCGCGCAGCUGGAGGAGGACGAUGAUGGGCAUGUAGAAAAGCGCGUCGCCUUGGCAAGUCAGAAUGGUGCUACUCCUCUUCUUACGAACACCCCAGAAGGCCUUCUCCCUGCACGACCACAGCCCGCUGCCACCGGCCAACAACCGACGCCAGAGUUUAUUCGACCUGCGGUGACGAAUCCUUGUAUGGCCAUGAGCCAGCCGACUGAACCACCAAGUGCGUCGGGAGAGUCUAACAAGUCCCGCGUUGACGUUGUCUUUGAAGUUCGCAACCCGUCACCCGCUAGCUUGACCGGCCGCGCAGCAGAUCGGGAGCCGGUGCGGCUCACACUUUUCCGAGGUGAGCAGCCCCUGUGGCAGGAUUACCUUCCACGGACAGUCCUCCUCGUGACCGGCAACCAGAGCAUGUGGGCCGCGGCCUGCGAAGACGGAUCAGUCUACAUCUGGACCCCAGCCGGUCGUCGUCUUGUCAGUGCGCUCGUGCUCGAGGCACAGCCGGUAAUCUUGGAAUGCAAUGGGCCAUGGAUCCUCUGCAUAUCAGCCGUUGGGAUGUGCUAUGUUUGGAAUGUCAAGCACCUCUCCUCGCCUCAUCCGCCUAUUUCCCUCCAGCCGGCAUUGGAUGCGGCAAUCCACACGCUGGGCGCACAUCCCUCAGCCGCGCCGGCAAUCACGAAUGCACGGAUCAAUUCUGAAGGCCGAAUAGUGGUCGCCAUGUCAAAUGGAGAGGCGGAUUUCCGAGCCUGGUGGGCUGUCGGCAGUCAGUACUGGAACACUACCGAAGCGCCGGUGGGCAACCUCCAGACCGCAGAUGCGCAAAAAGACAAGGACGCAAAGGCUGCUGUGUCAGCGGGAAUCAUCCCAUUCUUGGAACGCAACACAACUAGCGAGACGCUACUCCGCGGACGGGCAUACUUCCUCCAGCGGUUGAUCAAGGUUCUUCUCUCCCGUGAAGGUUAUGAGAGUUUUGAAUCGAGCGUAUCCAUUGCCCAUCUGGAGAACCGACUUGCCGCAGCAUUGUCCCUCGGGGCCAAGGAGGAGUUCCGGCUGUACCUCUCGAUGUACGCCAAGCGGAUUGGCGCAGAGGGUCUCAAGAUGAAGGUCGAGGAAUUGCUGAAGGGCUUAAUUGGUGGGUUAUUUGAAGAAGACGAGACCCGCACGGCCCAGCGCCUACAGGAAAACGAACAAGAAGACCGCAACUGGCGAGAAAGUUCAGAGACCCUCUGUGGCUGGCCGCGAGAGGUUUUAUUGAAGGAGGUCAUUCUGGCACUGGGCAAACACCGGGAUCUCCAGCGGGUAACGGUACCAUAUGCCAAGCUCCUGGGAGUUGUAGAUGACGAGUCGGACACGGGCGAUGCCAUGGAAACAUGA
Molecule: messenger RNA, 2880 nt
Organism: Aspergillus bombycis
Lineage: Eukaryota; Fungi; Ascomycota; Eurotiomycetes; Eurotiales; Aspergillaceae
Gene: hir1
Product: putative histone transcription regulator Hir1
Exons: 5
Coding region: 1-2880 (959 amino acids)
Biological process (GO): DNA-templated transcription; chromatin remodeling; regulation of DNA-templated transcription
Cellular component (GO): nucleus; HIR complex
Molecular function (GO): protein binding; nucleosome binding
Source: RefSeq, a predicted model, not a curated record